Saccostrea cuccullata (small rock oyster) is the source of this 561-nucleotide messenger RNA. Its product is annotated as stress-induced-phosphoprotein 1-like. Bases 1 to 561 code for a protein of 186 amino acids. The record is from RefSeq and is a predicted model, not a curated record. Gene Ontology annotation, molecular function: protein binding. The transcript is spliced from 6 exons. Lineage: Eukaryota; Metazoa; Mollusca; Bivalvia; Ostreida; Ostreidae.
AUGUUUUUAAUGUUUUGCAUAUUUUUUGGAAAUAGAUCCUAUUGUUAUGAUCGAACAAACCAAUAUGAUAGGGCCUUAAAAGAUGCUGAAAAAGCUGUUUCCUUAAAAAAAGAUUGGCUUAAAGGAUAUCUUAGAAAAGGGAGAGCACUAGCUGGAUUAAGAAUGUUCUCUGAAGCAGAAGAUGCCUUUACACAAGUUUUGAAAUUAGACAAGAAUUGUGAUGAUGCGGUACAAGAACUUUUACGAGCUAGAAUAUACCAAAUAACAGAAAUGGGUUUCUCUCGAUCUCAAGCUGAAGAAGCGAUAAAAAGGCAUUCCACGGUACAGGCUGCUCUAGAUUCACUUCUGGCAGGUGUCGGUAUAAUGCUCUGGGGGGGUGAAGUUUACGUUUCUGAUGACGAUUCUGGUUUUACGACUCCAUCCCUCCCCAAACCCCAAGCUCAGAAGGACGUCACAAAGAUGGACCCACGUAAUCCUGAGGGACUAACAGCACUAUGGGUCGGAAAUGUUUUGCCAGAUAAAGUAGACGAUAAAAAACUUUUGAAAAUCAUUUCUAGGUGA